This is a messenger RNA of Effrenium voratum, 2385 nucleotides long. The record is from the annotation of a GenBank genome assembly. Lineage: Eukaryota; Dinophyceae; Suessiales; Symbiodiniaceae.
CAAGAAAGUGGAGAUGGAGCCAUGCAGCGGGAGGCUGCGCUGAAGUUGCUGCGUGAUGCACCAGAGACGCGCUCAGAGCACUCUAGGCGCCGGUGCCGGGCGGGGCAGCUGGACACCGCGGCCUUUCUGCGGCGCGAGGCGGUGGCAGCUUUGUCCGGCCUGGCCUCCGCGGACAAGGAGGCAGCAGAAGCCUUAACCUUGGCGCUGCAGGACUCCCAGCUGGAGGUGCGGCAAGAGGCCGGGGAGGUGCUGACAGCGCUGGUGUCGCAUCCAAGCCAGGCUCUCGGCAUCAUGAGCGCUUGCCUGCAAGACACCCGGUGGUUUGUCAGGGAAGCAGCUGCAGAGGUGCUUGGUGCCAUGGCUGAGACGGAGGACUCAGCGCUGUUGGCGGCGGCCAUGUGGUUCGAUGACCCAAGGAGCUGGGUCAGGCGGCUGUCGGUGCAGAUCCUGGGCCGCUGCGCGGGCCGCGGCUCGCAGCUCGCGCUGGUGGCGGCGCAGGGGCACCUGGCAGACCCCAGGUCCUUCAUUCGCAAAGGCGCUGUGCAAGUCUUGGGAAGCGGCGCGCUGCUUGGCGACAGCGCGGCGCUGGCUGCUCUUCUGGCCUGCGCGGGUGACGGGUCCUUCAGCGUGAAGGAGGUGGUGCUGCCUUGGCUCCGGCGUGCGGUGCGCGCCGCGUCGGCGUGGCUGGCCAGCGCGGAGGAGGAGCAACGAGACCUUGGGCGCCGAAUGCUGGGUGCCAUGGCAGUGGCGCAGGACCAGCCAGCGACCUUCGCUGCGGUGAAGGGCCUCAGAGACCCCCAGGCACCCACGCGGGCUGCGGCGGCAGCGGCGCUAGGGGAAGCAGCCCUGGCGGGGAAUUCCGUGGCGCAGAUCGCGCUGAGUGUGUGCCUGGGGAUCGCGGACCAGGACCGCCCGGUGGCAGAGAAGAUCCCAAAGGUCCUGGCGGUUGUUGCUGCAGCGCCGCUGGAUGUGUCGGAGGCAGUGAACGCCUUCACCGAGGAGAGCUCGGCUGAAGGAGCUGAGGACCAGCCUGAGGCCACGCAAGCGCUGACCCAGGCAACGCAGGUGUGGGUCUGUGAGGAAGGCGUUGGCGGCGCAGCGCGUCGAGUUCUGGAAAUGGCUGUGGAGGACAGUGCGAAUUUGACUGACCUCGGCCCUCCCGGCAUUGACCCGCAAAGCCCACUGACGGACAAGGCGGAGGCGGUGCUGGGCGCGCAGAGGGGGUGCAGGAGCCAGACGGAUCCCGCCGUGAGCUUUUUGGUGGUGGACUCAGCCUCCUACGUUCGGGCAACGGCUGUGGAACUUCUGAAAGACAGGGCUGCAGCUGGGGACUCCUCAUCCAUUGAGGCGUUAUGCUUGGCGCUGGAGGACAACCUGGAGGUCCGCCAGGCCGCCAUCGAGACAUUGGGCGGCGUCGUCGCGCGCGGUUUCGGAGUGGGCGCUGUCUGCCGCCAGCUGGGCCACAGAGAGGCGGAGGUCCGGCAAGCUGCGGUGGAGGUUUUGUGCCGCGCAGACCCCGUGAAGGUCAUGAUGAUGUUGCCAGGGCCGCGGCACCCAAAUGCUCCAAGCCGAAGUGCCGUGGUGCAGGUUGUAGGCGCCAUGGCGUCCAAAGGCCACGCGGAGGCUUUCAGCCGUUUGCAGGAUGCGUUGCACGACGAGAAUGCCGCCGUAAGGCAAGAGGCCCUCAAAGCAUGGUGCUGGAUUGACCCUUACAAUAGGGCAAAUACUUCGGCGCGGCCUUUCACUCAAUCUUUGGAUUGACUUGUGCGGCCUGAGCCCAGCCGUUGGGUGCUCUGGUGAGCCAUCGUCUGGGAGCGGUACAGCGGCCGCCGCCAACUACAACCAAGAUGAGCUUCUGCAAUUGGAGGAUUUGCUACAGCCAGGAUGCCAACAAGCUUUCCAACAAGCCAUCGGUCACACGCAAGGCGACAUGACUAUCCGGCGUCGCUUGUUUGAUGUCCAAGGGUGUGCCUUCUGAACGUGAAGCGCGCAAUGUUUGUGUGGCUUUUUGAGUCAAACUUCACGGGUGUACCAUGGGGACGAGCGUAACAUAAGCCAAACCCUGGUUGAACUGGCCGGGGGAGGAUGUCCGCACAUUGUCACAUGAAAUGUCAAACUCUGGACUGCAAUGCGGACCGGCUUAAAAUUGCAGGGUGGGAUGUUGGGCAGUUCGCGCCCUUUGUUGCCUCAUGGAGGGCAAACAACUCCAGCGUCUCCAGUGCUUGCGAGCUUCUCGGACAGUUUGGGCUGCGUUGUUCCAUGAUCAGUGCGAAUCGCACGAUGUUGGCCUCCGCAGGCAUGCAAGCACGCGUGGAUCUACUUUCCAAUGCGCAACGGCUGCGCUAGAUCUUUUCACCCCAACUCCUCUUCACGCCGUGUCAGCUA